AUGCAUCAAUGGAUGGCGGAUGGUGGAGCGGAAGUACCGUCCGAAUUACUUCAAUUAACAACGUCAACAGGUUCAGGGUCACUACGAAUCGAUACCAAUAGUACUAAUGGAAGUGGAGGCGAUAUUGAAGGGUCAGAAGACAAAUCACUCGAUCUGUGGCUUAGUAUUAGCAUCCCAUUGAUUUGUCUUUUGGCUCUUGUUGUUGUCAUGUUCUUUUGCUGCAAGCGAAAGAAAAAGAAACAACAACAACAGCAGCAGCAGCAACAACAAACGCUCAUUAAUACGAAUCUCGAGUCACCGUCCUUACCAAUGUAUCAUCGUGGAAGGCGAAGAGGAGGACCAAAUAACAGGAUGGCUAUCUUAACGUCUGAAGAUGAAGAAGCUCUUGCGUCGUGGAGAAUUGAUGUAGAGAAUAUUGAGCCUCUUAAUCCAUUGGGUGCAGGAGUCUAUGGGACCGUCUGGCUUGCAACGUACAUGGGUGAGACCGUAGUCGUAAAGAAACUGUCACCGCCAAUGCCGACGUCGUUACCUCGAACAAAGUCAUGGCGGAAAACUAAUCGUCAAAGUGUUGACAAACAUAGAGCAAAUUCAGGCACAAACACCGCGCCAAGAACAAAGUCACGUGUAUUAUCAGGUAAAAGUGCAUUGCGUCGGUUUUUGGUGGACAUUCGCUUCUUGUCGACCUUGAGUCAUCCAAAGAUCGUGGCAUUUUAUGGCGUGGCGUGGACUUCACCAUCGAAAUUGGACGUGAAUAAUGAACCAACUGGUAAUGCAUCGGACGUUCAAAUGGUGCUAGAAUAUAUGAGUUGCGGUGAUCUGCGCGAUUAUUUGGCUCGCACUCGAAGCGAUGCUCGAGCUCGAGCAUGGGGGCCACGUAAAUUGUCGAUGGCCCUGGAUAUUGCAGAAGCUCUUGCGUACUUGCACUCAAGACAACCACGGCCGGUCCUUCAUUGUGGCCUCAAGUCUAGAAACAUUUUGCUAGAUUCGACGUACACCGCAAAGGUCUCAGACUUUGGAUUCAGUCGGUAUGGCAUCACUCAAUCGAUGGGAAGCGAGGAAGACGACGAUGACUCGGAUGAACACUUUGCCAUGACUAACUCGAUCGGCACCAAUCGAUGGAUCGCACCAGAAGUUUUGUCAGGAAACUCUCGAUACUCGACUGCAGUGGAUAUGUACUCGUUUGGAGUCAUUUUGUCGGAACUUGACAGUCACGAUCUACCUUUCUCUGAUAUUACGCUCUCAAGUGGUCAGCCCUUGCCAGAAAGUGCCGUAGUGGAGUUGUUGCGUACUGGAGCCAUUCGUCCGUCGCUGUCAGAUCGAUGUCCUCGUGGCGUUGAAAUGUUAGUGAUGGCGUGUUUGAAUCUCGAGCCAAAAGUGCGACCUACGGCAGCACAGACAGCAGACCGACUACGAGCUUUACUGGAAUCGGAGCGUCGUGUGAGUGACAUUGGUGACGAUGUUAGCACAAGCGAUCAGAAUUCGUUCUUGGGUGCAAAAGAAGACAUUGCAAGUGUCUAUAGCAGCAGUAUCAACAGCUCUGUCAUAUCGAUUGAGCGUGGAUUCAACUACGCGGUGCUUGAAGAGCGCUAA
Peronospora belbahrii is the source of this 1590-nucleotide messenger RNA. The record is from the annotation of a GenBank genome assembly. NCBI's taxonomy places the organism in Eukaryota, Oomycota, Peronosporomycetes, Peronosporales, Peronosporaceae.